AUGACGAAUGAAUUCAACCGCCUUGAAUCAAUAUCCGACUCGGAGGAGUACAAAGCGAAGAGUGUGCUGGAUUUGAUGUCCCUGACGGGAAAAGUCACAGUUGUCACAGGCGCCGCAAGAGGUAUUGGCCUUGGACUCGCCAGGGGAGCAGCGGAAUUGGGCAGCGAUGUUGCUAUUCUUGACAUCCUCGAGCAGCCAGCUGAAGAUUUAAAGAGCUGGGAGGGCUUGGGCGUUCGAGUAAAGUAUUACAGAACCGAUGUGACAAAGCCUGAAGAUCUGGCUACAGUGUUUGAAUCAAUCCACGGAGACUUUGGCCGUAUUGACAACUGCGUCACUGCCGCGGGGAUCGUGAUAGACAAACCCUUCCUCGACCAUGAAUGGGAGGAAAGUAUGAAGGUCCUAAACAUCAACGUCAUGGGAAGCAUUCUCUGUGCACAACUGGCCGCGAAAUACAUGCGAAAGCAGAACCAAGGAAGUAUAGUGAUGCUCGGCUCGACAGCUGCACACGGCGCUACACCCUCGCGAAACAUGGCAGUUUACUCUGCUUCGAAAGGAGCAAUAAUAUCUCUAACCCGAUCGCUGGCCGUGGAACUGGCCCAGUUUGGGAUCCGAGUCAACUCAGUAUCGCCCGGCUUCAUUGCCACUGAGAUGAUCCUGGAUGCGACACGAAAAGACCCCGAUCUUUGGAAGUCGUUUAAUAGCACGCCUCCGCUGCAGCGUGUGGGAACCAGGGGGGAUUUGAAGGGUAUUGUAGCAUGCCUGCUGACCGAUGCUGCUGCAUAUACCACGGGGGCUGAUAUUGUGGUUGACGGCGGGUUAAGCUCUGGACAGGCUUGUUAG
Messenger RNA from Aspergillus puulaauensis, 840 nucleotides. RefSeq names its product SDR family NAD(P)-dependent oxidoreductase. NCBI's taxonomy places the organism in Eukaryota, Fungi, Ascomycota, Eurotiomycetes, Eurotiales, Aspergillaceae. The transcript has 5 exons. The record is from RefSeq and is a predicted model, not a curated record. Gene Ontology annotation, molecular function: oxidoreductase activity, acting on NAD(P)H, oxygen as acceptor. Gene Ontology annotation, cellular component: intracellular anatomical structure. The coding region runs from base 1 to 840 and encodes 279 amino acids.